AUGCCUUCCAGGGACGAAGCAGAGGGGUUCCAGGUCGACAGUGCGGAGACGCAUACUCAGUUCCACAAGCGUCAUUAUAAACUAAAACCGUUCGAGGACUAUGACGUUGAUGUCAAGGUAGAAGCCUGCGGGAUCUGUGGAAGUGAUAUUCAUACCAUCACUGGUGGAUGGGGUCCUAAGCUCUUCCCUCUAUGUGUCGGCCACGAGAUCGUGGGCACUGCCAUUCGUGUUGGACCCAAAGUGACGUUGAUCAAGGAAGGCCAACGAGUCGGUGUCGGGGCCCAAGUAUUCUCCUGCGGCACCUGCAAGCAAUGCAAGAACGACAAUGAGACGUAUUGCCCGAACGUCAUCAUGGACACGUACGGCUCCAAGUGGCCUGACACUGGCAUCGUCAGCCAGGGAGGAUACGGCUCCCAUGUCCGAGUCCACGAGCACUGGGUGUUCCCCAUCCCCGAGAAGCUGGCCACCACUUCUGUCGCUCCCAUGCUGUGCGCUGGCAUCACUGCGUACUCACCUCUCGUCCGCAACGGCUGUGGCCCCGGCAAGAAGGUCGGAAUCGUCGGACUGGGCGGCAUCGGGCACUUUGGCGUCAUGUUCGCAAAGGCGUUAGGGGCCGAGACCUGGGCCAUCUCACGCACGCGGGCCAAGGAGGCAGACGCCCGCAAGCUGGGAGCAGACGGGUUCAUUGCCACGGCCGAAGAGGGCUGGGAGAAGCCGCACAAGUUCUCCUUUGACCUGAUCAUCAACUGCGCCAACUCGUCCAAGAACUUUGCGCUGGACAAGUACCUGUCCCUGCUGGACGUGCAUGCCAAGUGGGUGAGCGUUGGGUUGCCCAAGGAAGACGGCCCGUCCAUCAAGGCACAGAGCUUCAUCGCCAACGGGGUGCUGAUGGGUGCCAGCCACCUGGGGAGCCGCAGGGAGAUGCUGGAGAUGCUGCAGCUGGCGGCCGAUAAGGGGCUGCAGAGCUGGGUCGAGGAGGUCCAGAUAGGGGAGGACGGCCUGCGAGACGCCGUGACGAGGAUGAAGAAGGGCGACGUCCGCUACCGCUUCACGCUGACCGGCUACGACGCUGCCUUCCCCAAGCCUCCCCGUCCGUCGCUAUAA
Messenger RNA from Trichophyton rubrum CBS 118892, 1104 nucleotides. RefSeq lists its product as uncharacterized. The record is from RefSeq and is a predicted model, not a curated record. Gene Ontology annotation, biological process: alcohol metabolic process. Gene Ontology annotation, molecular function: alcohol dehydrogenase (NADP+) activity; zinc ion binding. The coding region runs from base 1 to 1104 and encodes 367 amino acids. The transcript is spliced from 5 exons. Lineage: Eukaryota; Fungi; Ascomycota; Eurotiomycetes; Onygenales; Arthrodermataceae.